AUGAAUAUUGGACAGCUCAACGACCUCUUCAGUAUCAAGGUUGAUGGUAUCGAUGAGAGAGUACGUAAGGAUGAUCUCCGAGAGGCUUUCUCGAAGUUCGGUGAGAUCGGAGAUGUAUUCAUUCCACUUGAUCGAUAUACUGGUGUCAGUAGAGGGUUCGGCUUCGUCAGAUUCUAUGAGCGUCGUGAUGCUGAGGAUGCCAUACGUGAUAUGGACAAUAAGGAAUUCCAAGGAUGCCGGCAUACAGUAGCCGCUGCCAUGUAUAAUAAGGAGAGUAGUUAUGGGCAGGGGGUAAGUAUCACUAUCAUGGCUCUACUGCUACAAUGCCUUCUGUCCUUCUGUUAG
Molecule: messenger RNA, 345 nt
Organism: Perkinsus marinus ATCC 50983
Lineage: Eukaryota; Perkinsozoa; Perkinsida; Perkinsidae
Exons: 4
Coding region: 1-345 (114 amino acids)
Molecular function (GO): RNA binding
Source: RefSeq, a predicted model, not a curated record